This is a messenger RNA of Fusarium keratoplasticum, 417 nucleotides long. RefSeq lists its product as uncharacterized. The coding region runs from base 1 to 417 and encodes 138 amino acids. NCBI's taxonomy places the organism in Eukaryota, Fungi, Ascomycota, Sordariomycetes, Hypocreales, Nectriaceae. The transcript has a single exon. Gene Ontology annotation, molecular function: protein binding. The record is from RefSeq and is a predicted model, not a curated record.
AUGUCUUCAAAGAACCACCUCAUCACGCUCUCUCAAGACGUCUUGGCCGUCCUCUGCGGGUUCCUCGAUACAGACAACCUCAUCACCGCCGCUCAGGUCAAACCGCUAAACUACGCGGCAACUUGGACUCUCCGCCGUAACGACGUCAAGUACGGCUGGGGGCCUAAAAAGCACACCCGCGCCCUUUCAUGGGGUGCCUACAAGGGGUACGAGUCUGUCGUGAGGAUGGCCCUGAAGAUGAAGUCGUCUAUCACAGAGUCGCCAUUCUUUGACGGACUUGAGUACAAGAUGCGCGGCAACGCCAUGCACGUGGCCGCCAGCCGAGGACAUAACCACAUUCUCGAGAUCCUACUCGAUCAUGGGGGUGACAUCAACUCGUGGACGAGAACUGAGAAGAUUUUCGUUGCAAAUUAUUAG